AUGGCUCUUGACGUCCUCUUUUCUUACGCCCUUGGUGGACUUUGUGCAUUUGCUGUGUCAGCUGGUGUUUUGUACGUGACUUUGGUUUUCCGCGACAUGGCCUUUCCGAAUGACAAGAAGCGGAUGUUGGAUAAGAGUCUGCUCAAUCAGAGCUAUGUACUGGACGAAAAGACUGGUGUUCGAGGUUCUCCGUACAUUAAGAACGGACCGCUGCUGGAUACACUGAUGGGAAACUUGAGGACUCUUCACGAAGCCUUCCAACAUGGCAUCAGCCUUGCCAGGGAUAAGCCGUGUAUGGGUUGGCGGGAGACGCCCACGUCCUCUUACCAGUGGCUGACCUACAGCGAAGUGUAUGACAGGGUCUGCCUGCUUGGCUCCGGUCUUCGGACCUUCCGCCCCGCCAAUGCCGAAAUAUUUUGUAUUGGAAUUUACGCCGUAAACUGCGUUGAGUGGGCCGUUACCCAGCAAGCUUGCUCCACUUUCGGCUAUGUCAUUGUCCCCUUAUAUGACACCCUCGGUGAUGUGGCUCGAAAGUACAUU
Molecule: messenger RNA, 540 nt
Organism: Dibothriocephalus latus
Lineage: Eukaryota; Metazoa; Platyhelminthes; Cestoda; Diphyllobothriidea; Diphyllobothriidae
Source: the annotation of a GenBank genome assembly